This is a messenger RNA of Sphenostylis stenocarpa, 1887 nucleotides long. Lineage: Eukaryota; Viridiplantae; Streptophyta; Magnoliopsida; Fabales; Fabaceae. The record is from the annotation of a GenBank genome assembly.
AUGGUGAAGGACGAGUCAAAGAAACAUGUUCUGACUGCUUUCACUCCUAAUGGGGACUAUGUUGCUAUUUUGUCUGAUGGGACAGCCAAAAUUUGGAACACAAUCACUGGACAUUUGUUAGCACAGUGGAAGCCAUCAGAUGGAGAUCAUGAUAUUCGUUAUUCUUGUAUUGCAUCUAGUUUCACUGGAAUAAAGCAUAGAAAAGAAGAGGGAACUUGCUUAUUAGCUCUCGGCACUAUUCAUGGAAGAGUUUUGGCUGUUGAUGUUUCCACUGGAGAGAAAAAGUUGACUACCAGUUAUCCCGGGGAGAUCUGUGGACUCUCAUUUGCAAAUAAAGGACGUGUUCUUCGGAUUGUUGGACAUAAUGGGAUGGCACGCGAGGUUAAUACUGAAACAGGAGAACUUAUAAAGGAAUUCAAAGUCUCAAAAAAGUCUAUCACUUCUCUGGCUUUCUCACAUGAUGAAAAAUAUUUAGCUAUUGUCAGCUCUGAUAAAAUACGGGUUAUAAGCUGGGGAAUUGGGAAAGAGGUUCUGAAGUUUCCUAAUGAUUUGGGAAAUGUACAACACAUUUCUAUAUCCAAUGAUGCCAAAAAUUUAGUUUCAUCCAAUUUUGAGGGUAAACAUCUUCAAGUUUGGAAAUGUGAUUUAAAUUCAGGAUAUGUUGGUAGAGGUCCUACACUUCCCACAAGGCAUCACCCAUUAGUUUUGGACUGCCACUGUGGUUUCAAUAAAGAAGAAGAUAUCAUUGUUUUGGCAGUUACGGGUAGAGGUUCUACUUAUAUUUGGAAUUUGAAUUCUUUCUCUGAAGAUCAGAUACAGCCAACUAAAUUGACCACAAAGACCAAAAUAGCUGAAACAGACAAGGAAAAUCGUGGUGGAAGUUCAAAGAAAAGGCACACUUCAAUUAUUGCAUCCAGAUUACAACCUGUAGAGGAAGACAAACAGAUUAAAGCCCUUGUGGCUUAUGGGUCUGUAGAUCAUCCUCAGAUUAGUGUCUUAAGUAUUAGCAAUUCAGGGGAGACUAUAGUAUUAAAUGUAGAAGAUGACACGGAUUCUGUUCAUCAGCAUGACACUCCUUCUGGCAAAGCAAUACCAAUGGAAAGCAAGAAAAGUAAGAAAAGACAAGCACCCUCUGACCCUGAUGUUCUAACCACGACUGAAAAGGCCGAUUUAGCAUUUAAUGUAGGUCAACAUGAGGCUGCAGAAGGAGUUCUCCUUGAUGAUGAUUUGAAUGAGCCAACAAUGGGAGAGAAACUUGCUAGUCUAAGUUUACUGAAGGAGAACAAAGUCAGGAGUGAUAAAGAGCAAGAAUCUUCUGUCUCAGAAAAGCCUCCAAGUGCAGACUCUGUACAUGUUUUGCUUAAGCAAGCAUUAAAUGCCGAUGAUCGCACCCUUUUACUAGAUUGCUUGUAUACGCAAGAUGAGAAGGUUAUUAGAAAGUCAAUUGCACAGUUGAACCCAUCCAACGUCCUCAAACUUCUAUACUCCCUCAUAUCCAUUAUUGAAUCUAGGGGUGCAAUUUUGGCAUGUGCUCUUCCAUGGUUGAAGAUUCUACUUCUGCAGCACGCAAGCGGAAUAAUGUCCCAGGAAUCUUCAUUAAAAGCUUUGAACUCUUUGUAUCAACUGAUUGAGUCCAGGGUCUCCACUUUUAAAUCUACCAUCCAACUCUCAAGUUGCUUAGACAUCCUUUACUCAGCGGUUAUCGACGAGGAGGACGAUGAAGGUGAAGUAGUGCCAGUUAUCUUCGAGGAUAAGGAUAGUAGUGAAGAAGAAUCUGAUGAGGAUGCCAUGGAAACUGACCAAGAUGUCACAGAUGAAGAACAACCAGAGCAAGACUUCGAUGGUGUCAGUGACAUUGAUGCAAAUGAUGACAUGAUGGAAGAUUAA